Drosophila melanogaster (fruit fly) is the source of this 2639-nucleotide messenger RNA. It is a transcript of the gene dnt, whose product is annotated as doughnut on 2. NCBI's taxonomy places the organism in Eukaryota, Metazoa, Arthropoda, Insecta, Diptera, Drosophilidae. Gene Ontology annotation, molecular function: ATP binding. Bases 389 to 2143 code for a protein of 584 amino acids. Gene Ontology annotation, cellular component: plasma membrane; signaling receptor complex. The transcript has 4 exons. Gene Ontology annotation, biological process: somatic muscle attachment to chitin-based cuticle; signal transduction; salivary gland morphogenesis. The record is from RefSeq and is marked reviewed.
GACAGUUUGGUUUCGAACUCGGCCGGGAAAAGUUGAAAAAUUAUUAACAAGCAGCUGCCAGACAGCUAAAACAGUCAUAAACUGAAGAAAACCCGCGGAAACAACGUUUAAAAUGAAAUGUGCGUGAAAAAAUAGUCGAAUUGUUAUUUAUAAGACCAAAAUAAAGUGAAUUGCCCGGUUAAACAAUGCUUUUAAUGAAAUUUUGGUGCUAAAACGACGCCGUCGCACUCGCACUCUCGCUCUUUCUCUCUCGCGGCGUCCGUGUCUCUCUCUCCCCCCACCCCCGCGACUUUGGAUUCGCUUUUGUGCUGGUCAUUCGUUCGAGAUUGUUUACGAAUAGCCGUGUGUGAUAAGAGUGCAAAAACUGGCAAACGGAACAGAAUAUCUGAUGGAAUCUGUGAAUAAAUGCGGUAAAAGCGCAUCCACAAGAAAUUGUACGGUGAAAAUGAGCCGGAAAAUGUGGGUGCUUUCGCUGCUGGCGCUGGCAGCGCUACAACUGCACUCGGGCAGCGAAGUGGCUGCACAUUUGAAUGUUUUCCUAAAUCCCGUGGAAGUAAUGCGUUUAUUAGGCGUCUCUGCUGAGGUUUACUACGUUCGCGAAGGUCAUAUAAAUAACUACGCUUUGAACUUCAUUGUACCAGUUCCGGCGAAUGUCAAGGACAUUAGUUUCACCUGGCAGUCGCUGGCGGGGCGUGGCCUUCCCUACAGCAUCAAUGUGGUCAGCUCCGAUCAGGAAGUGCUUCCUCGACCGGCGAUCAAUGUGUCACACAGUGGGGAAAUCCCCACGACCAUACAAACCUGGUCCAUUGCCCUCAAGUGCAGCGGAUUGAAAGCGGCGGAGGUGGAUGUGACUGUCAGCCUGGAAGUGGUGCUCAACCGGUCACUGAACAAUGUAACUCAUCUGGUGUUUCGGAGGAAGAAGAUCUGUCUUAUGAAUGACAGUGCCGAGGAUUUGUCGGAGGAUGUGGACGAUCCCCAGUUGCUGGAGACCGUAAUGUUACCACCCACUGGAUUGAUCACCCUGGUCGUUGGUGUUUCUGUGGCCAUGGGAUCUGUGUGCCUGCUCCUCAUGAUUGCCUAUUGCGUCAAGGGAGCAGCCAACAAGAGGCAGCAUCAUCAACACGGAGGACAGCCCAUGAGGACUUCGAGCUUUCAGAGACUAAAUACCCAUCCGCCCUGCCAGUCUUCCAUGGGAUCGGCUGCUUAUAUGACGCCUUCGAUUAUAGCUCCAAUUCAUGGCUCCUCCUUGCCACGGAAAGUUCCAGUUUCCGUAGAGCAGCAACAUCCGGAGGAGCUUCAUCGCCGAAUUUCCGAGUUGACCGUGGAGCGCUGCAGGGUACGACUAUCGAGUCUCCUGCAGGAAGGAACGUUUGGACGAGUUUAUCGUGGCACCUACAACGACACUCAGGAUGUUCUGGUCAAAACGGUGGCCCAGCAUGCUAGCCAAAUGCAGGUGCUUCUCCUUCUCCAGGAAGGAAUGCUGCUCUAUGGCGCCUCUCACCCUGGAAUUCUCUCGGUUCUCGGCGUUUCCAUUGAGGAUCACACCACACCGUUUGUCCUCUAUCCCGCUCUGAACAAUACCCGCAACUUAAAGCAAUUCCUGCUGGAUCCAGCUUGUGCUCGCACUGUGACCACCAUCCAAAUUGUGAUGAUGGCCUCGCAACUGUCCAUGGCAUUGGAUCAUCUGCACAGCCAUGGAGUGGUGCAUAAGGAUAUUGCCACAAGGAACUGCGUUAUUGACGAUCAGCUGAGGGUGAAGCUCUCCGAUAGCUCCCUGUCCCGCGAUCUCUUCCCCUCGGACUACAACUGCCUGGGGGACAGCGAAAACAGGCCAGUUAAGUGGAUGUCCCUGGAGGCACUGCAGCACAAACAGUUCUCCGAGGCCAGCGAUUCGUGGGCCUUCGGAGUUCUGAUGUGGGAGUUGUGCACCUCCGCUAAGCAACCCUACGCCGAGGUGGAUCCUUUCGAGAUGGAGCACUAUCUCAAGGACGGGUAUCGUCUGGCCCAGCCCUUCAACUGCCCCGAUGAGCUGUUUACGAUCAUGGCCUAUUGUUGGGCCCUGUUACCUGCCGAGCGGCCGACCUUCGCCCAGCUGCAGUCUUGUCUCUCCGAAUUCUAUUCACAAAUCACGCGCUAUGUCUAGGACAAAGGUCAUCAAUGUCAUCCGCAUGGGAAUCGGCUCUUUUGAAGAGUUAAGGAGUUUAGGCUUAGUUGAAUAAAGUCCUCUAGCUUACUCCACUUUGUUAUGACAAGAUUUGCCAAAUCGAAUGUUUAGCCCUUCCUUGGUCCAGCAUCUGUACAUAUAGUUUACACAUUCAGCUCUUUAAGUAACUAUCUUUAAGCUUACUCUACGAUAAACUCAACUCUUACCACUUAGAUGAAAUACAUAGUUCAGCUUGCACAGUUCUCCUUGUAAUCCAUCAACACUAGCUAAAACAAAGGCCGAAAUCAAAUAUAGUGAUAUUUAUAAAUAGAGAUAGCGAUGUCUAUAAGAUUACACAUACAUAUUUAUGAUGCAUAUAAUACAUGUUGUAUGUUUAGCAUUUUUGACAAUUUACCGUUUAUACGAGAGAUCAAACAUGAUAUACAAAUAUAUACACACAUAUAUACACUCAUAUAUAUGCCAAAACAAUUCCAGC